Molecule: messenger RNA, 4136 nt
Organism: Pelodiscus sinensis (Chinese soft-shelled turtle)
Lineage: Eukaryota; Metazoa; Chordata; Testudines; Trionychidae
Source: RefSeq, a predicted model, not a curated record
AUCAACAGAACACUGUUUUCAACUAGAUGUUUCUCCUAAUGUUUUGUGACCAUCAGAUGAAUUCUGUGUGAUUAUUUUGUGAAGGUAAAUUUAUUCUAAAUGCUGUGGUAAAUUUCUGGCAGUUUAGAGGACUCUCCCAGUCAGAACAUAUGGAAAAGGAAGAGGGACAGGUGGGGUCUGAAGUGGACAUUUUGCAGUGCAGAAACUAAUAGCAAUGAAGACAUAUGUUUUGAGAGUGUGGUAUGUGCAUGUGUUGGUGCUGUGUCUGAAUGCAGCUGAGGAUUUCCAAUGGACAAAGAAUAAUCCUGGCUCCUUCUAUUAUGGCACUUUUCCAACUGGAUUUUUAUGGGGAGUUGGCAGUUCUGCCUUCCAAACUGAAGGAGCCUGGGACAAAGAUGGGAAAGGACCAAGUAUCUGGGAUACUUUUACUCACAAAAAAGGGAAAGUGUUUAUGAAUGAAACAGCAGAUUCAUCAUGUGAAGGAUACUACAAAGUUAAGGAUGAUAUUCAGUUACUGAAGGAGCUGAAAGUUAAUCACUACCUGCUUUCUAUUUCAUGGCCUCGUAUUAUUCCCACUGGUAUUAAAAAAGAACAGGUGAAUGAAAAGGGAAUAAAAUUCUAUAAUGAUACAAUUAAUAGUCUUUUGGAGAACAAGAUUAUCCCUAUUGUGACCCUCUACCACUGGGAUCUUCCACAGGUGCUGCAAGAAAAGUAUGGUGGAUGGCAGAAUAUAAGCAUGAUAAGUUAUUUUAAUGAUUAUGCAAAUCUAUGUUUUGAGAAGUUUGGGGAUCGUGUGAAAUACUGGAUUACCUUUAAUAACCCUUGGGCAAUUGCUGAAGAGGGCUAUGAGACAGGAGAGCAUGCACCAGGACUGAAGCUCAGUGGAGUAGGGGCAUACAAAGCAGCACAUCAUAUAAUUAAAACUCACGCAAAGGUCUGGCAUUCUUAUAAUAAGACAUGGCGUAGCAAGCAACAAGGUAUGGUUGGAAUUUCUUUAACUAGUGCAUGGGGUGAACCUGUUGACCUAACAAGCCAGAAGGACAUUGAAGCUGCUGAAAGAUAUGUGCAAUUUUACUUGGGAUGGUUUGCCAAUCCUAUAUACAGUGGAGAUUACCCUGAAGUUAUGAAAAAUUAUGUGGGUAGAAAGAGUGCUCAACAAGGCCUGGGCACAUCAAGAUUACCAUCCUUCUCAGUACAAGAGAAAAGCUACAUUAAGGGUACAUCUGAUUUCCUGGGAAUAAGUCAUUUUACUACUCGUUACAUUAUAGAGAAGAAUUAUUCUGCCUUCCAAGGGCCCAGUUACCACACUGAUCGUGAUUUGGCAGAACUGGUUGAUCCAAAGUGGCCAGAUCCAGGAUCUAAGUGGCUAUAUUCUGUGCCCUGGGGAUUUAGAAGGUUACUCAAUUUUGUUAAGACACAGUAUGGAAAUCCUCUGAUUUACAUAACAGAGAACGGAGUUUCAGAAAAGCUGCAGUGUAUUCAGUUGUGUGAUGAAUGGAGAAUGGAUUAUCUGAAAGGAUAUAUUAAUGAGCUGCUAAAAGCUAUCAAUGAUGGUGUUAAUGUAAAAGGUUAUACUGUCUGGUCUCUACUGGAUAAAUUUGAAUGGAAUAAAGGUUAUUCUGAAAGAUUUGGGUUAUACCAUGUUGACUUUAAAAAAGGGAACAAACCUCGAUACCCAAAGGCAUCUGUUCAAUAUUACAAGAUGAUCAUCAAUGCAAAUGGAUUCCCAAAUCCAAGAGAGGUGAAAAGUUGGCACCAAAAGGCCAUAGAAACUUGCUCUAUCACAAACCAACUCCUUGCUGCAGAGGAACAGCGGAAUGCUGCUGCUAAUAUACUGAGGCUAAUUCAUGAUCCCUUGACUUCUCACAUGGAAAUGGUGACUGAGAUUGUGGUGCCAACGGUGUUCACACUAUGCAUACUUAUCAGUGCCAUUCUAUUAAUGUUUCUCCUUCGGAAGCACAACUAAAACUACAAGUUUACAUAAUAACUUCAUUUUGCAUAAGCAAUAAAAUGCCAUUCUGAUUCUUACACUGUUUAAAGGUUUCGCAUAUGCUUCCUUUAUGUAACAUUGUAAUGUUAAAAAAAAUCAGCUUUACUAUUGUGUACAUAUUGUUGCUUCCACAUAUUAGUUAAUUUCAGCUAUAAGACAUAAUUUAGCAAUUUUACAAAGACAAUUCAGAUAUCUCAGUAUUAUUUUCUAUCAAAACUCAACUGCAAGUUUUAUCUUCCUUUAUGUCGUGCACAGUAUGUGUUUUCUUCAUUAAAACAACAGUUGGCUGAGAUUAAAUUGUUUCAAAGCUUGCCAGGAUAUAUUUCAAGGAAAGGCAGAUUGUUGGCAAGUUCUGUUUUCAACCUGUUCAUCACUGUAUUUUUAAAUUACCGUGAAAGUGCUAAUACAGAAAUAUGAACACAGAAUACUUACAGCAUAACAUACUUCAAAAUCUUAAUGGUAUUGCAUAAAUAUUAACUAUUUAUCCAUACACAAGAAUAAUUAGGUAUUAAUAUCCCAAAUUUUGCAUGCAGGUGUAAGAUGUGAUAGGCUAACUGACUUGUUCACAAAUGGUCAGAGCCAGAACCAGAAGUACAGAAUCUAGGCACCUAAACUACCUUAUCAUUAGGGUCCCGCGAAACUCAGUCCAUUUUGGUCAAUUUCAUGAUUACAAGAUUUUAAAAAUCAUAAAUUUCAGUUUCAGAUAUUUAUAACUGAUAUUUUACUGCUGAAAGGUGGGGAUCCCAGACCAAAAAGAGCUUGUAGGAGGGGAGAUCACAAGGCUAUUGUGUGUGGGGGGUGAGGGUUCACAAUAUUGCCACUGUUUCUUCUUAACUGGUGCUUUCAGAAUUGGACAACUGGAGCAUGGCAGCUGCUGACUUGGAACCCAGCUCUCAAGGCAGCACCACUGCCAACAGUAGCACAGAAGUGAGUAUGGCAUGGUAUGGUAUUUCUCCCUUACUUCUGUACCACUGCCAGCAGCAGUGCAAAUAUAAGUGUAGCAAUACCAUAGUGUGCCACCCUUACUUCUGUGCUGCUGCUAUCAAAGGUAGGUGGAAAGAAAGCAACAACUGCUGGCCAGGAGUCCAGCUCACCACCAGAAGUACCGCAAAAGUGAGAAUGGCCUGACAUAGUAUUAUCACUAAUACUUCUGAACUGCUGCUGGUGACGGUGCUGCAUUAAAGGUGGAUUCCCAGCCAGCAGCAGCAGAGCUUCCUGCAGUCAGGAGAGGUUCCUGGAAGUGAGGCUGAUCCAGCACUGGGAGCAGCCCAUUGUAGGGGAAGAGGAAAUCCAAUCACUCCCCUGCAUAGCUAGAAUUAGCAGCUGUAGCCCAGGCACUCAGUACCCCUGACUGGAGAGCUCCCAGCCCUGCUACUAGCUCAGUGCUCAGGAGUUAAAGGGGCUUUGGGCUGGCCAUGUGUGUUUGGGGAGUGACCACAGUGCCCCGGGGAGUCACAAGCAUCACCCAACCAGCUCUGCUCUUCCUCCCACUCCCACAAAAGUGACAAACCCUUUCAUACCUUUGGACCUUAAUGUUUGCACUGCUGUUGGUGGCAGUAUUUCCUUGAGAGCUGUGCACUCUCUGGCCACCCAGCUCUAAAGCUGUGCUGCCACCAGCAGCAGCGCAGAAAUAAGGGAGGCAGUACCAUGACCCCAUGACAAUAGCCAGAUUUCUAGUGGAGACUAGAUUUCAUGGUCCAGGACACAUUUUUCAUGGCGAUGAAUCUACUAGCACCCUACUCAUGAUACAUCUUUCUUUAUUAGAAAAUGUUGCACACAAAAAAAUAAAAUCCAUGUGAUCCAAAGACUUGGACAUAAAAAUUAAUCUACCAUACCAAAUUCAAUACUGCUGCAAGUACAGCUUAAUCAAGAUGCACCUGCUUUUACAAAACUAAACUAGUUCCAGAGUAUGGUUAGCAACUGCCAUUGCUUGGCCUGAAAGCAUUCCUCGAAAGCAAGACACGAAGCAAACUUUAUAUGUUCACAACUUUUACAAAAAUUCCAAAACACAAACUCAUGUGGGGAUCUCCAGUUAACUAUGCACAAAAAUAGAUAGAAUUCUAAGCUUCUACUCAAGGGUGAAUAAAAAUCAACGACAGCCUAGGGCUGGCUGCGAAGAUUGGCAGCAGCGGCCCGGGGGCCUGGG